This is a messenger RNA of Osmia bicornis bicornis, 1031 nucleotides long. Its product is annotated as leucine-rich repeat-containing protein 15-like. Gene Ontology annotation, cellular component: plasma membrane. The transcript has 3 exons. Gene Ontology annotation, molecular function: protein binding. The coding region runs from base 47 to 964 and encodes 305 amino acids. NCBI's taxonomy places the organism in Eukaryota, Metazoa, Arthropoda, Insecta, Hymenoptera, Megachilidae. The record is from RefSeq and is a predicted model, not a curated record.
CGUCAGUCGUAAAAAAACCGUCGAAUCGUGUGCAGACGAUUUUGAAAUGCGGUGCACGUCGUUCAUUCUUCUGCUGUGCAUUCUCAACUGCAUCGCGCUCGUGUAUACGAAAUGCACCGUGAGCAAACAGGAACGAGGAUCUGCUGCUCGUUUGCAAUGUUCCAACGUCACUCUGGCAAUGGUAUCGAACCAAAAUACAACCGACGUGUUGUCGAUAAUGAUCUUGAACUCAAAUAUACGGUACAUUCCGAAAGGAGCUUUUGCGAGAUACGCCAGGACCUUGCAGUCACUGAACAUCAAUAACUGCGACGUAUUAGACAUCGAUCCAGCUGCAUUCGAAGGGUUGACCAGCUUGAAGAAGCUCAGUUUAUCAAACAACAAGAUUACGCAAGUGAAGGGGGAAUGGUUCAAGGAUACGGUGUACUUGGAACAGUUGGACCUGUCGUUUAAUCAAGUUAUCAAGUUCGAGCCAGCGAUCUUCGGCAAGCUGUUACUUCUCAAGCGACUCGACGUUAAAGAGAAUCUUUUAACUUGUUUGGAUCCUUCCACGCUGCCUGGAGGUAUCGACAAGGUCCUCUUCUCUGGAAAUCCUCUAACUUUUAAAUGUCGAGCCAAGCUAACUCUGUGGAUGCGGGAUCAUGGCGUAAACUACAAGACCGAAGAGAGUGAGAAGGAAGCGUGGUUGGAUAAGCUGCUUUGGCUCUGCGCCAUCAACGAUGCGAGCGUGGCCGAAUCGGAGGUCCUGAUGAAAGAAUGCGUUAUCCUGAACCUGUUCAAUCAGCUCCGUACAGGAUUGAGCACUGCGGAAUCUUACCCUUUAUCAGUGUCCCAGGAGUGUGUCAACGCGAGGAAUCUUCUGACUAGUUGCAUUGUCACGCAGACUCAGAGAUUUCAGGCGUUCACGAAUGGAAAUGCGAUUAAAAAUCUUCUUCUAUAUUUGUAUCAGGCUAGAUCGAGUAUUUGAGGGCGAUGAGAAGAAAUAUUUAUAUAUAUUGUUACGGUAAAAAUAAAUCGUCUUCGUGAACAUUGAA